AUGAGAGAUGAACAGGAUCAGAGAAAAAUGUACAAGUAUCAGUGCAAAGACUGUAAAAAAUUGGAAGUGGUUGGUCCUAAAGAUCCUAUAAGAUGCAGUAGCUGUGGAUGCAGGAUAUUCUACAAGUUACAGAAGGAUGAGACCACACAAUACGACGGGUGUUAA
This is a messenger RNA of Vavraia culicis subsp. floridensis, 165 nucleotides long. RefSeq lists its product as uncharacterized. Gene Ontology annotation, molecular function: DNA-directed RNA polymerase activity; DNA binding. The record is from RefSeq and is a predicted model, not a curated record. Bases 1 to 165 code for a protein of 54 amino acids. Gene Ontology annotation, biological process: DNA-templated transcription. The transcript has a single exon. NCBI's taxonomy places the organism in Eukaryota, Fungi, Microsporidia, Pleistophoridae.